This is a messenger RNA of Bombina bombina (fire-bellied toad), 555 nucleotides long. RefSeq names its product gamma-crystallin-3-like. Lineage: Eukaryota; Metazoa; Chordata; Amphibia; Anura; Bombinatoridae. The coding region runs from base 1 to 555 and encodes 184 amino acids. The transcript is spliced from 2 exons. The record is from RefSeq and is a predicted model, not a curated record. Gene Ontology annotation, biological process: visual perception; lens development in camera-type eye. Gene Ontology annotation, molecular function: structural constituent of eye lens.
AUGAAAGUCUCUGAUAAUGUUCUACUGAUUCUACAGAUCAUCUUUUAUGAAGACAGAGGCUUUCAGGGACGCUCCUAUGAGUGUAGCACUGACUGCCCUGAUCUGUCGUCAUAUUUCAGUCAUUGCAACUCCAUUCGAGUGGAAAAUGGAAACUGGGUUCUUUAUGAGUUUCCCAACUACAAGGGACAUCAAUAUUAUCUAAGAAAAGGUGAAUACCCUGACUUUCAGCAAUGGAUGGGUUUCAAUGACUCCAUUAGAUCCUGUCAUUUAACUCCUCAACAUCGUGGACCUUUCAUAAUCAGAGUUUAUGAGAGAGAAGACUUCAAAGGUCAGAUGAUGGAGUUCACUGAAGAUUGUCCCAAUGUUUAUGAACAAUUCCAUAACAAUGAUAUCUACUCCUGCAAUGUGCUUGAUGGUCAAUGGGUUUUUUAUGAAGAGAAAAAUUUCAGAGGACGCCAGUAUUACCUAAAACCUGGAGAAUACAGGAGAUACUUUGACUGGGGUGCCUCAAAUUCCAGGGUUGGGUCAUUCAGACGCGUCCAGCAUGUGUAUUAA